Messenger RNA from Durusdinium trenchii, 396 nucleotides. NCBI's taxonomy places the organism in Eukaryota, Dinophyceae, Suessiales, Symbiodiniaceae. The record is from the annotation of a GenBank genome assembly.
AUGCGUCAUUUACCAUGGCGGACCGCCGUUGCAAAAUUCAAUUCCCAAAUGGAGAGUCUUGGAAGAGCCCUUGGAACGUCCGAACCAAUUGUCAUCCAGAACACCCCUGCGGGGUUCGCACUUACUUUCAAAAGCAGAUCCAAGUGUCGACAAUACAAAACAUCAAUUUUCUGCUUUGUGGUUCAACUUCGUUUGGCCCUGAAACAUUUCACAAUGCUCUUGGUGUUUGUCUCCUUCAAGCUUGAUUGGUGUUUAGUUGGGGUUUGCGAAGGCAUGUUUCAGAUCCAUUUUCCCUAUGAUUUGAUGAACGCCGUGCCCAAAUGUGUAGGACCAGAAACAUGCCUGAAGUACUUGCUGGGGUCAUUUCACCAAGCAGGGGGCAGGACAAAGCAGUGA